CUUACACCGCUUUAGAGUGAAGCGCUUGGCUUGCCAGCUUCCAAACACAGAAGCUUUUCCAAGUGAAACAAGAACUUCAACCUUCAUGUGUAAUAUAAAGCUUUGUGCCUCUUCUUAUUGUCCAUGGGUUUUUGCAUUGUGGGUCGUGCUUCUGCAUUGGUUUGGAUGGUGCAUGGCCGUGGGUGGUGAGAUAAGAUUGGGGUCGAGAUUGGUGGCUGGUGAGGACAGAGCUUGGGUUUCGGAUAAUGGGACUUUCGCUCUUGGUUUUGCCGCUAUGAAUGGACGAGAUGACCAGUUUCAGUUGGCGGUUUGGUUCUUUCAGCUCCGCGGCGAUCGGACCCUAGUUUGGUCAGCUAACCAAAACUCCCCGGUCAGCGACAACGCGAUCCUCGAGUUCGACACCACAGGGAACCUUGUCCUCCUCGAUGGCGACACUGUCGUAUGGAUUUCCAACACCUCCAACUCCGGUGUGCAAUCAGCGACUAUGUCUGAAACCGGCAACUUCAUCCUCAACAGUGCCACCGACCACAUAGUAUGGCAGAGCUUUUCACAUCCAACCGACACGCUCCUCCCUAACCAACCAUUAACUGUCUCUCUCAAGCUCACCUCAGCAACUUCGCCUUCACACGGUGGUUACUACACUCUAAAAAUGCUUCAACAGCCGACAUCGCUAAGCCUUGGACUCACAUACAACUUGCCUGGAAGCUAUGAUUCCUCCCCUGAAUUUUACUCCAACUACUCUUAUUGGGCUGGACCGGACAUCUCCAAUGUGACUGGCCAAGUGAUAGCGGUACUAGAUGAGGCGGGAAGUUUCGGGAUUGUGUACGGUGAUUCAUCCAAUGGAGCAGUGUAUGUGUAUAAAAACAAUGGCGACGAUGAAGGGUUGUCUUCAGCUGUGAACCGAUCGACUCGGCCUUCGGUUCUUCGGAGAUUGAUUCUCGAGACAAAUGGAAAUUUAAGGUUAUACCGAUGGGAUAACGAUGUGAACGGUUCUAGCCAAUGGGUACCCGACUGGGCCGCUGUUUCAAAUCCUUGUGAUAUAGCUGGAAUUUGUGGAAAUGGGAUAUGCAAUUUAAAUGGGAGCAAAACGAAUGCUACUUGCACAUGCCUGCCAGGAACUUCUAAGGUUGGCACUGAUGAACUGUGCUCGGAAAAUUCUUCCCUGACCGGGAAAUGCGGUUCAGAAAAUAGAAAUCAGACAUCUGAGUUUAGAAUCUCAGUGGUUCAACAGACAAAUUACUAUUUCUCCGACUAUGCUGUCAUAGCAAACUACAGUGAUAUAGCUAUGGUUUCAAAGUGCGGUGAUGCUUGUUUAUCAGAUUGCGAAUGUGUUGCUUCUGUUUAUGGACUAGAUGAGGAAAAGCCUUACUGUUGGCUACUUAGGAGCUUGGAUUUUGGUGGGUUUGAGGACCCCAGUUCGACCUUAUUCGUGAAAGUCAAAUCUAACGGCUCGGCAACUCCUGAAGGUAAUGCAAGAGGAUCAGGGGGUUCAUCCGGAAAUGGCCACCAGAAAGUAGUGAUUCUUCCGGUUGUACUUGUCAUGGUGGUUCUCAUAGGUCUACUCUGUACAUUGUUGUAUUACAAUGUCCGCAGGAGGAGGUUGCUUAGGAAAGCAAUGGAAAGCUCUUUAUUAACCUUGUCUGGUGCACCAAUGAACUUCACUUACCGCGACUUGCAAAUUCGCACCAGCAACUUCUCGCAGCUGAUUGGAACAGGUGGAUUUGGAAGUGUGUACAAGGGAAGCCUUGCAGAUGGAACUCUAGUCGCAGUAAAGAAGCUUGACAGGGUUUUGCCUCAUGGCGAAAAGGAGUUCAUAACCGAAGUGAACACCAUUGGUUCAAUGCAUCACAUGAACUUGGUCCGUUUAUGCGGCUAUUGCUCUGAGUCGUCGCAGAGGCUUCUUGUUUACGAGUUCAUGAAAAACGGGUCCUUGGACAAGUGGAUUUUCCCUUCGUUCAGCUCCCGAGACAGAUUGCUAGAUUGGCAAACCCGCUUCCGAAUAGCCAUUGGGAUGGCACAAGGGAUCUCAUACUUUCACGAGCAGUGUAGGAACAGGAUCAUACACUGCGACAUUAAGCCGGAAAAUAUUCUACUGGAUGAGAAUUUCUGUCCCAAAGUUUCAGAUUUCGGGCUAGCUAAGUUGAUGGGGAGAGAGCAUUCACAAGUCAUGACCAUGGUUAGAGGAACUAGAGGCUACUUAGCUCCGGAAUGGGUUAGUAACCGGCCUAUUACAGUAAAGGCCGACGUCUAUAGUUAUGGGAUGCUUCUUUUGGAGAUCAUAGGAGGACGGAGAAACCUGGACAUGUCUUUUGACGCUCAAGACUUCUUCUACCCUGGCUGGGCUUUUAAGGAAUUGGCGAAAGGAACACCAAUUAAAGUGGCAGAUAGACGACUAGAAGGGGCCGUGCAAGAGGAAGAGCUAAUGAGAGCAUUGAGAGUCGCAUUCUGGUGUAUUCAAGAUGAAGUGGUCGUGAGACCGACGAUGGGGGAAGUGGUGCGGAUGCUAGAAGGCUCGAUGGAGAUCAACGAACCUCCAAUGCCGCAGACUGUUCUUGAAUUAGUUGAAGAAGGGCUAGAUCAAGUCUACAAGGCAAUGAAAAGAGAAUAUAAUCAGUCCAGCUCUUUUACUAUCACCAGCCAUCUGUCGUCUAAUGCUACUUGUAGUUACUCGACGAUGUCACCUAGAUAAUAUAGACAGGAUUAGAGGAAAGAACGACUGAUCAAAUGAAAUAGAUUCUUCGCACUUUUUUU
Molecule: messenger RNA, 2751 nt
Organism: Syzygium oleosum
Lineage: Eukaryota; Viridiplantae; Streptophyta; Magnoliopsida; Myrtales; Myrtaceae
Product: G-type lectin S-receptor-like serine/threonine-protein kinase At5g24080
Exons: 5
Coding region: 86-2689 (867 amino acids)
Biological process (GO): protein phosphorylation; recognition of pollen
Molecular function (GO): protein serine/threonine kinase activity; ATP binding
Source: RefSeq, a predicted model, not a curated record